CGAGGCCGCUCAGCUGUAGGGGGGCGGGGCCUCCGCUAAGCAUGGCGGGCGAGCUUGAGAGCUGCAAGCCCUUGAGCGGGUUGCUGAGCGGCCUGGCCCAAGACGCUUUCUACGGGCACCCGGGCAUCACGGAGGAGCUGCUGCGGAGCCAGCUCUAUCCGGACGUGCCAAUUGAAGAGUUCCGCCCCUUUCAAGCGAAGAUGAGGGGGAUUCUUAAGUCUAUUGCAUCUGCAGACAUGGAUUUCAACCAGCUGGAGGCAUUCUUGACUGCUCAAACCAAAAAGCAAGGUGGGAUCACAUCUGACCAAGCUGCUGUCAUUUCCAAAUUCUGGAAGAGCCAUAAGACAAAAAUCCGAGAGAGCCUCAUGAACCAGAGCCGCUGGGACAGUGGGCUUCGGGGCCUGAGCUGGAGAGUUGAUGGCAAAUCACAGUCAAGGCACUCAGCUGAAAUACAUACCCCUGUUGCCAUAAUGGAGCUGGAAAUAGGGAAAAGUGGACAGGAAUCUGAAUUUCUGUGUUUGGAAUUUGAUGAGAUCAAGGUCAACCAAGUCCUGAAGAAGCUCUCAGAGGUAGAAGAAAGCAUCAGCACACUGAUGCAGCCAGUCUAGCUGAAGAUGGAGUUGUUGAAGCAAAGGGCUACUGUCACAUGAUCCUGGAGAAUUUAGAUAAUGUCUCCUGCUAUAAAAUGGAGGAAAGAAUAUCUCAUCAGAUAAAGAGAUUCCAGAUGUCAUUGGAAGGAAGGACCAUAGCUACCACAUUAGUAUUGACUCACAUAUCCAAUGAAAAUCUGUGGAAGCCCGAAGGAACAGCCCUGGGCCCACAGGGAGAGGAAAUCAUUGUCGUGGUUUGAAGCUCUGUUUAGAUCAUCCUAUGAAAGUAAUAGUCACAAAAGUGGACGUGGGGCUUUUUUACUGUAUCUGAAAACCCUAGGUCAUUGGAAAAACUGUUAGUGUGUACUGGCUUUUUCAGAAUAAUAUAAUAAUAAUAAUAAAAAAGAAACUGGUUGCUGCAGGUGGUCCCCACAUUUAACACUAAACAUUUGAAUGCAAGUGGUUUUGGACAGGCUGUUUGCAUGUUUUAUAUUUCCUGGUGAUUUUUAAUUUCCGAUUACCAAAGGAGUUAUAUGUUUAUUGUAGUCUUUUGUG
Messenger RNA from Equus caballus (horse), 1145 nucleotides. RefSeq names its product copper metabolism domain containing 1 (gene COMMD1). Gene Ontology annotation, biological process: negative regulation of sodium ion transmembrane transport; copper ion homeostasis; regulation of proteasomal ubiquitin-dependent protein catabolic process. Lineage: Eukaryota; Metazoa; Chordata; Mammalia; Perissodactyla; Equidae. Gene Ontology annotation, cellular component: endosome. The record is from RefSeq and is a predicted model, not a curated record.